AUGAAGGUUAUAUGUGCAGGACUGAGCAAAACAGGUACGAAAUCUCUAGCCAAAGCCUUGAGGAUGCUUGGCUUCACAGUGUUCGAUUAUCCCGAACAUAGGAAGGUUCAUCUUCACGAGUGGCUUGACGUUUACUGCCAGGGUAAGGAGCCUGACUUCGUCUCUAUGUACCGAAACGUUGAUGCUGUAACGGAUAUUCCCUCCGCGUAUUGGUUUCAAGAAAUUUACGAAACUUUUCCCGACGCAAAAGUCGUUCUGUCUGUGAGAGACAGCGAAGAAGUUUGGGUUAAGAGUUGGGUGGAACAAUUGGAGAUAAUUCAAACUCUCGGAAAAGUUUUUAACAGAAUUCUAAUCAGAUAUCCCAACAGAAUAAAGCAGUGGCUCUUUGGGAAAAGAGUGCCUAUAGCUUUUCUUGAGACCAUAAUAAAUGGAACGUUUGGUAGUCUGAAUACGCAGUCAACUUUUUUAUUCAAAAAGAAAUAUCGCGAGCACAACGAACGAGUACAAGCGAUCAUCCCGAAGGAGAAACUGCUGAUUUACAACGUGAAACAAGGGUGGAAACCUCUGUGCGAAUUUCUGGGAUGUGAGAUUCCGGAAGAAGAAUUUCCAAGAGCAAACGUAGGCUUAUCUUUUACCAAAGAUUUGGUUUCAGCAAGACUUAAAACCAUCCAAAGGAAUGUAAUUGUUUUCUCGCUCGUUCUAGCAUUGCUUGCGACUGUUUUUUAUUUAGUUUAUCAUUGGUGA
Molecule: messenger RNA, 744 nt
Organism: Porites evermanni
Lineage: Eukaryota; Metazoa; Cnidaria; Anthozoa; Scleractinia; Poritidae
Source: the annotation of a GenBank genome assembly